Frankliniella occidentalis (western flower thrips) is the source of this 2910-nucleotide messenger RNA. RefSeq names its product sodium/potassium-transporting ATPase subunit beta-2. The record is from RefSeq and is a predicted model, not a curated record. Gene Ontology annotation, biological process: sodium ion export across plasma membrane; intracellular potassium ion homeostasis; intracellular sodium ion homeostasis. Gene Ontology annotation, molecular function: ATPase activator activity. Lineage: Eukaryota; Metazoa; Arthropoda; Insecta; Thysanoptera; Thripidae. Bases 194 to 1171 code for a protein of 325 amino acids. Gene Ontology annotation, cellular component: sodium:potassium-exchanging ATPase complex. The transcript has 7 exons.
AGCAGGGGCAGCGAGCCGCAGCCGCAGCGCGGAGCGUGGAUCUGGCACCUACGCGAUAGGGUCGCGUGGAGUCGGCCGGACGGUUGGAGUCGGCGAGGAGCGGAGCACCAGCAACAGCGUCGUGAGAGGUUGCCGCGGCCGCGCUACCGAGUGCCGAGUGCACCGUAGUGGAGUGGGUGUGGUCACCGUCAACAUGCAGACCAAGCUGGAGCAGGAGGACUCCGUCCAGGAGUUCCAGGGCUUCUUGAAACCCGCCGAAAUACCUGCCCUGCAGCGAUGGAAGGAAUUCUUCUACAACAAGGAGGAGGGCACAGUUAUGGGCCGGACGGGCUUGAGUUGGGGAAAAAUCAUCCUUUUUUACGUCAUUUUCUACUCUGUACUGGCAACUCUCUUUGCCAUAAUGUUAUGGGUAUUUUACCAAACUCUGGAUCCUCGUAUACCCAAAUGGCAAACAGAGGGAUCAUUAAUUGGAACUAACCCAGGUCUUGGAUUCCGUCCUAUGCCUCCAUUUAUUAACGUUGAAAGUACGCUCAUUACUUACCGAGGCACUGAUGCAGAAAACUACAGAUAUUGGAAAGACUCGCUUGUUGAGUUUUUGCAAGUGUACAGGAAACCUGGUCUGACUCCUGGUCGUGGUCAGAACAUCUACAACUGUGACUAUGACAGGCCUCCAGGAAAGGGACAGGUGUGCGAUGUUGAUGUAAAGAAUUGGUCACCAUGUACUUCAGAAAAUAAUUUUAACUAUCAUAAAUCUGCACCUUGUAUUUUCCUGAAGCUUAACAAGAUUUAUGGUUGGGUUCCAGAGUUUUACAAUGAUACUAAUAAUUUGCCUGAGAAGAUGCCAAGAGAUCUUAAACAACACAUCUGGGAAGUAGGACGAAACAGCACUCUGAGGCUGAAUACCGUAUGGGUCAGCUGUGAAGGUGAAAAUCCUGCUGAUGUUGAACAUAUUGGUCCAAUAAGAUAUAUACCAGGUUUGAGAGGGUUCCCUGGAUACUUUUACCCAUAUGAAAACUCUGAGGGCUAUUUGAGUCCAAUAAUGGCAAUCCAUUUUGAGAAACCAAGGACUGGCGUUCUUAUGCAAAUAGAGUGCAAAGCAUGGGCACGCAACAUCAAACAUGAUCGCAGAGAUAAACUAGGCUCAGUGCAUUUUGAGCUGCUGAUUGAUUAGAGGUGGCAGGACAAACUGAUGUGCCAGGUGUUGUAUGGAUCUCAUUUAUUUUUCCUGAGAUCUGUGUCCUGGGAAGACAAAGUUCUGAAGCUGUAAAGUUUCACUGAUAUUCCCAUACUAGACUAGUGUGUUUAUUCUUCAAAAUACUGAUGCCCUCUGUUUGAGCCUGCGUUAGUCGGCAUAUCCAUCCAACAGUAACUGCAUGAUAAAUACCCCAACUCUUACAUUAACACGUUGAGUCCCAGAGGGGGUAUGAAUCGCGUGUUAUUGUGACCAUACAUGUGGUCACGUGGAACUCAACGUGUUAAGCAAUUUUAUUACCGAUCUAUGAAGUCUUUUUUGUAUUACUUGGCAAUAUUUGCUCAUCUUUUGUCUAUACAUUUUAUCAUGGUGCUUGAUUUUACCCAUGAACAGUUUUUAUUAAAAACCUUCCACAUUGUAAGAUGCACUGCCAUAACUGAAGUGUAACUUAGCAGUGAUUAUUUUCUCUCAUAUCUUUUGAUAUGCAUGCGGAUUUUGUACUUGCAUCUUUUUUGAAGAUGUGUUUUAAAUUUUUUGGAGGAUAUACUUAAUUAUCUUGUUCAUCCCCUUGCCUCCCCCUUAUUCCUUUCUUUCUCAUUGCUUUCAGAGGGACUAAACUCUCCUCUUCCAGAGACUUGAAUUGUUAGUACACAGUAGAUCAUUAGAGCUUAAAUUUUUGUAUUUAUUUCAUUACAGACAAUAUGUUGUCAUUUAGUUGAAAUCCAUUUUGAUUGAUACUAAACUUUUUAAAUCAAAGCAACCUUUAACAUUCCUACACUUAAUCUGUAACUUUUGUGAAAUGAAUGUGAUAAUUUUAGCUGUUAUCUUUUUUGUGCAUUGUUUUAUUUUCAUAAAAUCUCAGUCUGCCAUUUAGAAAAAAUUUCAACUCUUUGUUGAUAGACAUCUAUUACACAGCAGAUCUGGUAAAAUAUUUUAAUUCUGUAUUGAUAAUUGUUUCAUUUUUUUUUACUUUUUUAAAAUGCAUCGUCAGUUUUAGUGUAUAGUACCAUUACUUUUGUACUUGGUAUUUUGGAUAUUGUCAGUCAUAUUCCAUAAGUAUGUUAUCAGUAUAAUUUUUUUACUAUUUCUCAAAAUUAUGCUGAACAAGGUAUGCUCUGUCCAUUGAGAUUAUCGUGUUACUGAAUCUGUUAUUGCAGUGUUUGCCUCUUGUCCUAAGAGUAACCUGCUAAUUUUUCUACCUUUUUAAAUCCAUUAUGAGUAUGUUUUGACCAAAUUGCUUGACGAACCAAUUACUUUAGUGGAUACAUAGCAUAGAUCUCUGUUCUUUUUUUCACGUAACUUUUAAUAAUGUAUUUGUCUUACGAUGUGUGUCAUUAUUUGUUGAUUUGUGCUAGGCAUUUUUGUAUUUUUUUUCAUGCAGUAAGCAGUAUUAGUGGCAUUAAUUUUAGAUGGUCAUAUCACGGAAUCUCAGAUAAAUGAAAUAUAAGCUAACUUUUCAAAUAUCACAUGGUAGAUGGCCUAAGUAAACUCUUCCUUUUGACUGAGCCAACCCAUUCUACUCAAGCUAAGUGGUAUUUUCUAUGAAAUGGCUUGGAAUUAUUUAAUCUAGUAAUUUACUUGAUUUGCUUAUCUCAGAAAGAGAGCUACUUGUAUGUGCUGUCUGGUAUGUGUGCAAGUAGAACCAAGAAUAAUAAGUACACUUUGGUUUUACAGAUUGACUUUGAACUGAAAUAAAAUUGGAGUUUUUGUGCUACUGA